AACUGAAAUGGCUAGGAAGCAAAACAAGUAGAAACAUGAAAGAGUAAUAAAAUGGUUGAGGUUGAAGUCUUUCUUUUUUGGGUCAUUAUUUUGAGUUAAAAUAAAUUUCAGAAACACCCUACCUCCAAAAUCCAAAAUCUCUGCUCUGCACAUACAUACAGAGUCAAUCAGUAUACAUUUACAAAUCUCUUAAUUAUGGCGGAUCUAUUUGCAUGACUUUCAAAAAUAGAUACUAUAUAUUAGUUGAAGCUCAAAAGUGACGAACUAGUGAGAUCGGAGAUGCUCGACGGUAUACUAACCCGUGGUUUCAGCUCCAAAUGCAAAUCGUUAGUAAAGGCAACGAGGACGCGAAUCGAGGUGGUGAGACGGAGAGCUGAGUCGAAACAGAGGUUUUUGAAGGAAGAUCUUGCCAAAUUACUUCAUAAUGGACUCGAUAUUAAUGCUUAUGGAAGGACUGAAGAAUUUUUGCUUGGGCAGAACCUCUUGUCCUGCUAUGACUUUGUGGAACAAUCUUGUGAAUAUAUUGUGAAGCAACUCUCCUACAUGCAGAAACUAAGGGACUGUCCUGAGAACUGCAGAGAAGCUGUGGCAUCAUUGAUGUUUGCUGCAGCAAGAUUCUCUGAUUUGCCAGAAAUACGAGAGCUAAGGGAUUUAUUUCAGGAGAGAUAUGGGAACUCCUUAGAAUGUUUUGUUAACCAGAAGUUUGUCGAGAAAUUAUCUUCAAGGCCCCCUGCAGUGGAGAAGAGAAUUCAGCAGCUGCAAGAUAUAGCGGUAGAAUUUUCCAUAAGGUGGGAUUCCAUGGGAUUUCAAAAGAGGAUGGCAUUUGCACGGGCUCAACCAAACAGGAGUGGACCUUCACAUGCUUCUGCUGGCAACCACAUUCUACCAAAUGGUAAGGAUGGUGGUUCAAAAGCUGAUAAACUUGAUAUUGCACUUGGUGAAAGGCACAAGGGAUUGAAUGAUCAACAUAAUAUACAGAAUGGCAGAGAGAGUAUUGUCUUGAAGAAAGAGCAGCUGGAUCUUCAUUCCUCUGAAGGGAAAGAAUCAAGUAAGGAUAGAAAUAAACAUCUUACAAAGCAGGAAGCAAGCUAUUCAAUGGCGCGAAAACAUGAUAUCUUGUUUGAAAAGGAGGAGGAACAGACAAGGAUAAGAAACAAAGCAGUCCUGGAGAAAGAUGAUAAUUCAAUAAGGAUAGCAAAAUCAGGCAGCUCAUCACAUGGGCAGAGGCUAGAAGGUUUUGAUAAUAAAUUCACUAGACACAAUGAAAAUCAUGGUCAAAUUCUCACAGGAAGAGCACAGGACCCUCUAUCUUGUGCAAGAUCAGAGACUGCUCCUAGUAGGGGACUCCCUUUCAGAAAUGAAUAUGUCUCUUCUGCUAGGGAUACAGCCAUUGAAAAGAAUACUGUUAACUCAACAAGAAUGGUUCAGCAGGAAGUUGGAAAUAGGUUAAUGAUAUCCUAUCCCAACUUUUCUCUCCCUCCACCAUACACUAAGUCCAAACAGAAAGCCAUCCCUCCUCCUUAUGUAAAGCCAAAUGAUAGCAAAGAAAGAGCCCUCAAAGGUUCUAAGCAGUCUGCUUCUGAAUUUGAUGGCCAUUUCAGAAGUUUGUCUCCAUGCAAUAGAGUUGAAACAAUUAAGAUCAAUAAAGAAUCAGACCUUCCUGAUCAUGUGGCUCGAAAUAUUAAACCCACUAGAACAAAUAGUCAUGGUCAUGAUAAAGAAUUCUCUCACAAGGAUGUGAUCUUGCCCAAACCAAGAUCUGUUAGGAGAAAGCACCAUAAAUCAGCGACAAAUCAUGGCGAAGUGGACAAGUCUGAAGAUGCCAGAGCAGUCAAGAGAAGUUCAAGUAGCCGGCGAAGGGAACAUUCAAGAAAAGGCUUGCAGAUUUUGUUUGAGGAUGAACGCCAUAGAAAAGAUGAAGAGGAAAGAAUGAUAGAUAAACUAUUGCUGCAUUACAGUAAAAGACCAUCAAAGUGUGAUCUGAAAAACCUGAGAAAAAAGGCACAUGCUCUGACAACUCCUGAUACUGGUGAGUUCUCAAAUAAUCAAACCAACAGAGAUCAGGAUAAAAAGGAAUCAGAUAUGGUUCUUUUCCCCAAAAGAUCUAUUUCCUUCCCACAUGAGCAGGCUGCUCCAUCAAAGGCAACACACGUAUUUGCUCGUGCCAAUUCAUUUCAGCCGGACAACCAGGCAUGUCAUGUGCAUCCCAAACUACCAGAUUAUGAUGAUUUGACUGCCCGAUUUGCUUCUCUAAGAGGCCGAUAAAUUAAUGAUAGGUUAAACUUGAGGAGUGCUAACCGUUGUUUGCUCCAGUGUGUUACCUCUUAACAUUCAUUUACACAGUCCGAUUCUUGCCCUAAGCUGUUUACUGACUGGAACCUGUAACCUUUAUUACUUGACAACCUGUACCCAAAAAUAUUCAUCAUGAAGUUCUCAUUGGCAUAGGUUUUUAAAUACUGCAGGUAGGAGGCAUAUAGCUGCGUAAUAUGACAUGUUUGAUGAGGUAAGUGAUGUCCGGACACAUUUAAGACUUAAGCAAUAAGUUGCUCUAGUUGCCACUGGUGUACUUGUUUAUUUUAAAGCUAUAACCAUUCAUGAUUCAUAUGUAACCACCCUCAUAAUUGAGGCUAUGAGACUCUUUUGAGCAACUAUUCUUGUAUAAGCUUACUACUCUAUGUA
Messenger RNA from Solanum dulcamara, 2679 nucleotides. RefSeq lists its product as uncharacterized. NCBI's taxonomy places the organism in Eukaryota, Viridiplantae, Streptophyta, Magnoliopsida, Solanales, Solanaceae. Gene Ontology annotation, biological process: protein transport. The record is from RefSeq and is a predicted model, not a curated record. The transcript has 6 exons. The coding region runs from base 280 to 2265 and encodes 661 amino acids.